GGCGGCGGAGGGAGAGGAGGACGAAGAGAGCAGGGAUGUUGUGGAAACUCAAGAGCAUUAUAAGAGCAGGUGGCGAUCCAUCUGGAUUAUGUACCUUACAAUGUUUCUCAGCAGUGUAGGUUUCUCCAUUGUAAUUAUGUCUGUGUGGCCAUAUCUCCAAAAGAUUGAUCCGACAGCAGACGCAAGUUUUUUGGGCUGGAUUAUAGCUUCAUACAGCAUUGGCCAAAUGGUUGCCUCUCCCCUGUUUGGCUUGUGGUCCAAUUACAGGCCCAGGAGAGAACCUCUUGUCAUUUCAACUGCUAUUUCAGUAGCUGCUAAUUGUCUCUAUGCCUAUGUCCAUGUACCUCACUCACACAACAAAUACUACAUGCUGACUGCACGUGCUCUCGUGGGAUUUGGAGCAGAAAGAACAAGUGCCAUGGCCAACACCAGUGCCUGCCAAGCGGUUGGAUUCAUAUUAGGGCCAGUUUUUCAGACAUGUUUUACACUUAUUGGAGAAGAAGGAGUAACAUGGGAAUUAAUUCGUCUUCAGCUGAACAUGUAUACGGCACCGGUUUUAUUUGGAGCUCUCUUAGGAGUUAUUAAUAUUAUUCUCAUCUUUGCCAUAUUCAGGGAGCAUCGAGUGGAUGACAUGGGACGGCAGUGCAAAAGUAUUAAUUCUGAAGGAGAAGAAAAUGAUGCCCUGGAUCAGGACACAGAAGGAAACGUUGACCAUGUUGCUGUGGUAGCACUCAAUGUUCUCUUCUUUGUCAUCUUGUUUGUGUUUGCUGUCUUUGAAACUAUAGCUACUCCAUUGACGAUGGAUAUGUACUCCUGGACAAGGAAAGAAGCUGUUUUCUAUAAUGGAAUAAUCCUUAGUGUGAUUGGCAUUGAAUCAGUUAUUGUUUUCAUGGUGGUUAAAAUGCUAUCAAAAAAGACUGGUGAGCGUGCCAUACUCCAUGGAGGCUUACUGAUUGUCUUGGUUGGAUUCUUUAUCUUACUGCCUUGGGGGAAGAAACUACCAAAUAUCCAGUGGCAAGAAAUAAAGAAUAACUCCAUUCCCAGAACAGUUCCCACCGAAAUGUUAAUGCCUUUCUGGAGUUUGCAAGAGAUGCAGCUGCCAUCCAACCACACAGCAGAACCCGUGGGCUGCCCCCUCACACAGUCCUGGUGCCUCAAUACUCCGAUGGUCUACCUGGCCCAGUACCUCAGUUCUGAUGUGCUCAUAGGAUUGGGCUAUCCUGUUUGUAAUGUCAUGUCCUACACUUUAUACUCAAAAAUCCUAGGACCAAAGCCUCAGGGUGUCUACAUGGGAUGGUUAACUGCCUCUGGAAGUGGAGCACGAAUACUUGGGCCUGUUUUUGUGAGCCAAAUAUACACUCACCUGGGACCACGCUGGGCAUUUAGCUUAAUCUGUGGAGUAGUUGUACUCUCUCUCUUACUCUUGGAGAUAGUGUACAAGAGACUAAUUGCAUUUUCUGUCAGAUACGGAAGGAUGCAAGAAGAGAAUUGUUAGAUAUGCAUUUAAAGAAAAAGUAAAACAAACCAGAAGUAAUACUUAGUUUAUUACUGCUUUUUAACAAGGAGUACAUAACCACUGACCUUGUUGGCUGCGUGCUAACAACUGUACACCUGUACUUAUGCAUUGACAGAAUACAUAACUUGUUCAUAUCCCAAUGUAUGGUUACACCUGCUGCAGUAGAGCUUUUGUAUUCUGCUUUUCUAGCAGCAGAGGAAGGGAUGUGGCAGACUGGAUCGGUACAAUGGCACAUUUGAUGUGUUUACUGUUUAAAUGAUGCACCCGUGCACUGAAUGCAGCUGGUCACAGGUUACGGCCAUCCUUUCGAGGAAGAAGUAAAAGAAAUGUUAUCUUGAUUCUGUGAAUCAGGAUUAGUAACUCUUUUGUAACUGCAAGAUUAGUUGAGCUGCAUGCACUUUGUAUGGAGACAUCACUACUUGAGCAAACCUUCUGAUGUUUGGUUUGUUGGCUUGUAAGCACUGGUUAAUACAGACUGUUUGAUUCUGGACCUGUUACCUAUUAGUACAUCUCCAGGAUUUCAAAGGAAGUGUGACAGAAGUGUAGAGGAGGGUAGAUGCCCUCUGCAGAAGUAGUUUGUGUGGGAUUUGGGUUUUUAAGUUUGUUAAGAGCAAUUGAAAAUUAGUAUCAGGAGCUGUUAUUUGAACCAUGGUGAACUAUAUGUGCAAUUUUUCCUCUCCUGUUUUGCUGAUUGCCUUUUUGUAGCAAGAAAGAUAACCUGCCCCAAGUUGAAAUAUGCACAGCUUUUCUUAACUACAAGAAGGAAAGACUACGCACAAUACUUUACACUUUUGUUGUCAUUUGUGAGAAUGAAUGCACUGUGCUGAGCGGGCGUAGUAAUUAAGUGAAAGGAGAAAAGUCCUUGGGUGUUUACUCUUAAGACUUAUACAGGUAACAAGGUAAAAGAGACAGAAAUUUCCAACGUUUUAAUUAUUCAGAGGUUAUUUUAAAAAGUGAAAUUGUAAUUUUCCCUCAUAGUAGGGCCUAAGCUUUUCGAUACAGGUUGAUUUUAGCUGUUUUAAUACUACUGGGGAAAAAAACCAGAAUUACUCACUGGAGCAAUGAGAGUCGUGGCUGCUGUUUAAUGUCUCUACUAUUUGAUGCUUAUUAAAUGUAAUAAGUGUAAUUAUGUAUUCCUACAUGUUCCUACAUAAUAAGUUGUUCAAACACUAAAAGACUACUGAAUUAAAAGAUGAUUUUUCCAAUACUGA
This is a messenger RNA of Manacus vitellinus (golden-collared manakin), 2727 nucleotides long. RefSeq names its product major facilitator superfamily domain containing 8 (gene MFSD8). Gene Ontology annotation, cellular component: lysosomal membrane. NCBI's taxonomy places the organism in Eukaryota, Metazoa, Chordata, Aves, Passeriformes, Pipridae. The record is from RefSeq and is a predicted model, not a curated record. The transcript has 12 exons. Bases 89 to 1495 code for a protein of 468 amino acids. Gene Ontology annotation, biological process: transmembrane transport. Gene Ontology annotation, molecular function: transmembrane transporter activity.